AUGGAGAGUCUCCUUCAAAUAUGCCAACAAGGGGACGCCUUUGUAUGGAAGAAGUCGAAAGAACUCCAUGUAGGACAGGCCGAGGGUUCGGUAUGGAGUAUCAGGGAGCGUGAUCUUCUCCAGUACAAGGGGGCCACAUAUAUACCACCUGAUAAGGCCUUGCAGUCGGAAAUCAUGAAGAAUAACUAUAACGAUGCGCAGAGAGGCUAUUUCGGAAAAGCCUGCACUAUAGCAGCUAUCCGUCAGAAAUACUAUUGGUCGGUAUUAGAAGCCAACAUAGACUACUAUAUCCAAACCUGUUCUACCUGCCAACGGGUCAAGGUACACAGGCACCGGCAGUAUGGGCUACUUAAGCCGUUGCCAGUUCCAUCAGAACCGUUUGAAACAGUAACCAUGGACUUUAUAACAGAAUUGCCACCUGCGGGAUGA
Messenger RNA from Talaromyces rugulosus, 429 nucleotides. RefSeq lists its product as uncharacterized. The record is from RefSeq and is a predicted model, not a curated record. The transcript has a single exon. Lineage: Eukaryota; Fungi; Ascomycota; Eurotiomycetes; Eurotiales; Trichocomaceae. Bases 1 to 429 code for a protein of 142 amino acids.